Molecule: messenger RNA, 819 nt
Organism: Polychytrium aggregatum
Lineage: Eukaryota; Fungi; Chytridiomycota; Chytridiomycetes; Polychytriales
Exons: 3
Coding region: 130-765 (211 amino acids)
Biological process (GO): protein deubiquitination
Molecular function (GO): cysteine-type deubiquitinase activity
Source: RefSeq, a predicted model, not a curated record
GUCGAUAUAUAGCUUGAUCGCAACAAUGCCGCAGAUAUUCAGAAGUACUGGUCGCUGCUGAGGGUGGCGUCUGGAAAAUCGACAAGAUGCACCGUUGCUAACUCUGUAUCCACGGCUCGCAUCUCAGACAUGUUUGGCGGCCAACUGCAAAGCACGGUCGAGUGCCAGACUUGCCACUACAAGUCCGUGACCUUCGAGACGUUUUGGGACUUGUCGCUUCCGAUACCGACGUCGUCUUCGGACCUCCGAAGCUCUGUGUCCCGGAUGUCCAAACAGCCGUGCAGGCUGCAUGACUGUCUCACCGAGUACUCCAAGGAAGAGAUGCUUGAGGAGCCGUACAAAUGUGAAAAAUGCAAGAAGCCCAACAAAGCGACGAAGCGGAUUACAAUCUUUCGGUCUCCGGAGAUCCUCGUCCUGCAUCUCAAGCGGUUCUCGUACACCAUGUACAGCCGGGACAAGAUCGAGACGUGUGUGGCAUUCCCGGUGCGAAAUCUCUCGAUAGAGUUUAUGCUGAGCGACAUCUCGCCGUUCAAGGACGACGCCCAGUCGUACGACCUGUUUGCCACCUCAAACCAUAUGGGCGGACUCGGUGGCGGUCACUACAUUGCGUACACGAAAAACAUCGAUACGGAGGCGUGGUAUCAGAUGAACGACAGCAAAGUUUCUCCCAUGCCGGGGGACGGCCCGGGUGCCAACUUGGGAUCGAGCACCUAUGUACUGUUUUACCAAAAGCAAAGGGCAUCGAAGCGGGAGAGCAUCGACUGAUGCAAUUUCUUGCCUGGACGGAUGGGGUGGGAACACGAGGCGAAUACAACAGAC